Staurois parvus is the source of this 341-nucleotide messenger RNA. NCBI's taxonomy places the organism in Eukaryota, Metazoa, Chordata, Amphibia, Anura, Ranidae. The record is from the annotation of a GenBank genome assembly.
UUUUUUUACUAGUAAUGACAGCGAUCAGCGACUUAUAGCAGGACUGCGGCAGGCAUUCUGACACUGGAGGGAACUGACUUGGUGCCACUGACAUCCCCAGUGACACCAAUACAGUGAUCAGUGCUAAAAAAAACACUGACACUGUACUAAUGGCACUGGGCAGGAAGGGGUUAACAUGAGGGGCAAUCAAAGGGUUAGCUAUGUGCUGGGAGUGUUUUACAUAGGGGACCUGGUGAUUGACAGUCACGGCCGCGAAUGGGGGCGCGUGCGAGGCCAUGCAAAGCAGUGUGCCUACAGUGAAGCACACAGACACAGCUUAUAGUAAAACAGCACACAGCCCA